AUGUCAUCGCUACCACUGCUGCCGCCAUCACCAGCCUUAAGCGGGCAAACAGCAGCCCGACCCCCUCGCCAGGAGUUGAAGGCAUCGCCGCCGCAGGGGCCCUCGGAAUCGCGGCCCCCCGCCGACAAACCGGCCGCAACCCGAGACACCGCUCUCUACCCCCGCGGGGGGUUUCGAAAAACGCGUCAGCCGGGGGGGGGGGACGGCGCCAGCCCGUCCCCGGUCCAAGAAGGCGGCGACUCCGCUUCAUCGGAGGAGAUUUCUCUCCGGGAGUUGCACGUGUUUUGCAGGGCUGUUCGCGUCUCGGUAGUGGACGGGGAUAGGGGGGAGGUUGUGCUCGGGUCUCUGGAGGGGAUGUCGAUGAACGUUGCCGCGACGGAGGCAGAGGUGGAGGUGAAGUUCAAGCUGGGCAGCCUCCAGAUCGACAACCACUUGCCAGGGACGUCCUUCCCGGUUCUGUUGCAACCUGUCAGGCCUGGGUACCAGGGGGGAGACAACAAGUGUGUUCGCUUCACGCUGGUGGCUGCCCCGCGCGUAAAGAACGUCGCCUACAUCAAGCUGGCGAGCCUGAACGUUGAAGAGUUCGACCUUCGGCUAGACGAGGGCAUGGUGAGGUGGGCGCAGGGGCUAGCGGACCGGGUGAUGUGGACCCUCGUGGCUGACCGGAGAGCCGACGAGAUGGACAAGUGGCCGCUGCCGCAAGAGGCCUUUUGCUCGUCUCAGGCCGGGCAUCCAGGGGGAGGCAAGGCCAGCGGAGAGAACAUUGACGGGAGUUCAGUGGGCGGAGGCCAAGGGUCAACGGGGAUGGUUGUUUCCCGUGGGGGCGGCGAGGGGGCGUUCGCGAGCCGAUACGUGUAUCUCGAAGUAUUCCAGGUGUCGAGCGUGAAGGUUCGGCUGUCUCUCCAACGGGCCAAAGACAGCUUCGACAACGUGUACGUCGGAGUCAAGCCCGGGCAGAUGCUCCUCGACCUCAUGAUGCGCAUGGACAGUGCGCAUAUCAAGCUCAAGUCUCUGAUCGUGCACAACACUACGACCACCCGAUCGCGGCUGACCCUCACGGCCCGAGAGCACUACGAGAGGGAGUUGAAGCAGCAGGCGUUCUUGAUGCUCGGUAGCUUGGAGGCGUUCGGCAACCCCGUCGGCCUCGUCCGUGGCAUGGGCCAGGGAAUGCAAGACUUCGUCAAGGAACCCGUGCUGGGGCUGCUGAAGAGCGUCGAGGACCUGGCCCCAGAAGAGCUCAUGCACGGCAUGGCCAGGGGGGCCGGCAGCUUGCUCAACCACUCCGUAGGGGGAGUCGCCAACUCCGUCUCUCUCAUCACAGGCACUGUGUCCCAGAACCUGACGACCCUGGCCAUGGACAAGGAGUACAAGCUGAAGAGGGCGCGCAGAAAGGACGCAAGAGGGGAGAACAAAGACGUGCUAGAUGGGAUCGGGUCCGCCGGUGGCUCGCUGGCCAGGGGCCUCACGGACGGCGUUUCCGGCUUGAUCAAGAACCCCCUGAAGGGUGCUGAGAGCGGGGGUUUGGCGGGCUUCGCCAAGGGGGUCGGGACGGGUAUGCUGGGGCUCGUGGUAAAGCCCGUGGUUGGGGUCACGGACGCUGCCACGGACUUGCUGCAAGGCGUGAGAGGCACCACGGCGAGCAUCGCCCAGAUCGGAAAACCUUCUCCCUCGGCGUCCCCCUACCACCAAACCGCGGGGCCCCCAUCUGCCGGCCACGGCCGAGGAGGCUCUCUGGGAGCUGCGGGGGACGGCGGCGGCGCGAUCGGCGGAGGGGGGGCCGGCGGCUGGGACGAGGGGGUCGGCCAAGUGCGUCCCCGGCGGGUGCUGUACGGCUCGAUGAGGACGCUGCGGCCGUACGCGAUCGAAGACGCUAGGGCGGCGGCACUCCUGAGGACGACUCGCUACAAGGAAGAGGAGUACGCGGCGCACCUAGAGAUCAGCCAGGCAGCCGGUGCGGGAGCGACUUCCAAGCCGACGUCCGCGGUUGUGAUCCUCACCCAGUCGCUAGUACUCUUGCUUCGCGUGCCCGGCGGAGAGGUGGUGCUGGAGCAGCGGCUUGCCGGCAUCCAGGCUGUGGAGAUAAAAGCAGAAGGGGUGCUGCUGCACCUUCACCCGCCGUCAACGCCCAAGGCACCGCGACAGGGAGCCAGUGGAUAUCUAGGUCUGCCCCCGCCGCCUUCGGAGGAAGACGACGGGCCGGGUGGCGGGAGAAACCGCGGCCGCGUGCAGGCACGCGGAAUUCCGUGCCGGGAAGAGGCGUCGAAGCGGCGGCUCUACGAUCUGUUGGAUGCCGCGGUAAAGAAUGCAGCAAGAGCGCUGUAG
Ectocarpus siliculosus is the source of this 2322-nucleotide messenger RNA. The record is from the annotation of a GenBank genome assembly. Lineage: Eukaryota; Phaeophyceae; Ectocarpales; Ectocarpaceae.